This is a messenger RNA of Zygotorulaspora mrakii, 3993 nucleotides long. RefSeq names its product DNA-directed RNA polymerase (gene RPO41). Gene Ontology annotation, cellular component: mitochondrial DNA-directed RNA polymerase complex. Gene Ontology annotation, molecular function: mitochondrial promoter sequence-specific DNA binding; DNA-directed RNA polymerase activity. Lineage: Eukaryota; Fungi; Ascomycota; Saccharomycetes; Saccharomycetales; Saccharomycetaceae. The record is from RefSeq and is a predicted model, not a curated record. Bases 1 to 3993 code for a protein of 1330 amino acids. The transcript has a single exon. Gene Ontology annotation, biological process: mitochondrial transcription.
AUGCUGAGACCGCUGACACGACAUAUAUGGAGCUCUACACUUAUUCAAACACGAUCGAUCAGCUCUAAAGGUUCGAAAUUGCAUAAACCUGCUGCGGAGGUUUUGAGGUCCCGCCCUUUACCGACAGACUCCAUCGCAGUUGGUGCUCAUCAUAAUCUAGGAUUCUUAGAGUCAUCACAAGUAACUACGUCACCAAGUUUUGAUCCGUUCGAUAUGUCGCACGCUUCAACGCUCCGAGCAACUACACAAUCCAGAGACGUCAUGCAACUGUGGUCUUUGCUAGAGGCAUGUUUAUGCUCAAAAUAUCUUAACAGGGCUUUUUCCAUUCUACAGUCACUGUAUAUGAUUCGUUCGCACCGACCCUAUUUCAUUGAUGAUUAUAACAUGUAUUUAUCGAGUCUAGUGGAAAAAGGAUCGAUAAAAGCAAUUGAAGAGCUAGAUUCGAUUUUAGCCGAACAUCUGGAAAAAAAAUUUCCUGACAUUGAGUAUAAUGAUAAAACUCUAGCAAUAAUGAUUCAUAAUGCAUUAAAAUUUGACAGUGAAAAUCCAUCGACAAUAAAAAGCUUGAGAACGUAUUUGAAAAUGAACAUGAAUGGUGUCAAAAAGAUUAUGUCUAAUUUGGAUGUUCUCACUUUUUCUGAUUUUAAGAUCCUUUAUUGGAGGUUAAAUCUGAUUAGAGUAAGUGAUAUGCCUGAAACGGUUAAAAUAAUAGUGGAAAAACAGCCUAUCACGACUAAUUCGAAAAAUGACGUAGAGAUUGAUGAGCAACACCACAAAGAUGCUUCCUCAAGUCAUAUUUCCAAUGAAGACUCAGUAGCUCAUGACAUAGCUCACGAGAAUCUUGAUAACGCUUCACGGAACAACUUAUCAACGACCCCCGAGAGUAUUACACAGGUCAGCUUGGAUGCUGUUAGUGACUCACUGGAAAAAGAUGCCGAAAAAUUGAAGGCAGUUGAUACCCUCGGCAUGAGAGUCGUCAGGCACACUUUGUUGGGACUGUCGCUGAAUGAACAUCAAAGGAAGCAAAUUGCAAAGUUUCAUUUCGACGCCGAAAAGAAUCUCCUAAAUGUGGAUCAGAAUAAAAGCAUCGAUUUCUUUGAAAUUUUUCGCUCACUGAAAUCAGAUACAGAAAGGACUGCAUUUGAAAGUUCGCUUGACGAAUUUAACCAAGAUAGACAGCGUGCUCUGGAGAAUCGUGCAACAGAUGCAGCCAGAGAACGUUGGAAACAUGAUUUCGAAGAGGCUAGAGCAAGGGGGGAUCUUUCUAUCGAGAAGAAGCUUAAUGUAAAACUCUGGAAAUGGUACAACUCCAUGUUACCUUUAGUGAAGGAAGAAGUAAAACAGUGCAACGAAGCUAUGUCUGGUACUAUGCCCAAAUCAAAGGAUCUGAGUACGCAAGAAUUCAAACAGCAUAAAGCCAGAUUGGAGUACGGACCUUAUCUAUCCUUAGUAGACCCUGGAAAAAUGUGCGUCAUUACAAUCCUCGAGCUAUUAAAAUUGAACUCAACUGGAGGUGUCAUUGAAGGGAUGAGAACAGCUAGAGCGGUUAUCGCUGUAGGAAAGGCCAUAGAAAUGGAAUUCCGUUCUGAGCAACUGCUGAAGAGUGAGUCACAAGUUUUCAAAGAUGUCAACAGGAAAUCUCAUCAAUUCAAAAAAUAUGUUCAGAGAGCCAAGUCUAGUUUUAGAUCCAUUAAGAUAGAAGAAUCGAAAAUUGUCUGGCCUCAAUCAGCUCGUGCAAAAAUUGGGUCGAUUAUGAUAUCAAUGUUAAUUCACGUCGGCAAGGUGAAUAUUGAGGGUACAGAUCCUUUUACCAAGGAAAAAGUGUAUGGGGAAGCUCCUGCAUUUUCUCAUGGCUACCAAUACCAUAAUGGCUCCAAACUGGGUGUUUUGAAAAUACAUAGAUCUUUGAUCCAUCAACUCAACGGAGAAAGACUGGUCGCAUCAGUGCAGCCACAACUAUUGCCUAUGUUGGUGAAGCCUAGACAGUGGAAGAAUUGGAAGUCAGGCGGAUACUUUUAUACUCAAUCUACGCUUGUCAGAUCAAAGGAUUCUCCAGAACAAAUUGCUUAUUUGAAAGCGGUUUCUGAUGCGAAGGCAAUUGACGUAGUUUAUGACGGUCUGAACGUUUUAGGUGAAACCGCUUGGACGAUCAACAGAAAUAUAUUCAACGUUAUGUCAGAAGUGUGGAACAAGGGUGAACUGUUUCUCGAAAUACCAGGCAUCCAGGAGGAACUGAAUCUGCUUCCACCACCUCCCAGAGAUGCUGAUCCUUCCAUUCAUAGAGAGUGGAAACUGAAGAAUAAGGAACUUGCAAAUAAGUUUUCCAGUAAUAGAUCUGUAAGAUGUGAUUCCAACUACAAGUUGGAGAUUGCCAGAGCAUACCUAGGGGAAAAGUUUUAUUUUCCUCAUAAUUUAGACUUCAGAGGACGCGCUUAUCCGUUGUCCCCCCACUUUAAUCAUCUUGGAAAUGAUAUGAGUAGGGGAUUAUUGAUCUUUUGGAAGGGGAAGAGACUAGGUCCGCAAGGGUUGAAGUGGUUGAAAGUACACUUAUCUAAUUUGUUUGGGUUUGACAAGGCAUCACUUACUGAACGUAUCGCUUUCACCGAUAGGCAUAUGAAAGACAUCAAAGAGUGCGCCAUAUCUCCCCUCGGUCCAAACAGAUGGUGGAUGCAGGCGGAAAAGCCUUGGCAAACUCUUGCUACUUGUAUGGAGUUGACUGAAGCAUAUAAACUGGAAAAUCCUGAAGAUUUUAUAUCACAUCAGCCUGUGCAUCAAGACGGGACAUGUAAUGGAUUACAGCACUAUGCUGCAUUAGGUGGUGAUAUAGAAGGUGCAGCGCAAGUCAACUUAGUUCCAAAUGAUGUACCACAGGAUGUCUACAGCCACGUCGCCAAAUUGGUAGCUUCAAGACUGGAGGUUGCGGCCAAAAAAGGCGAUGAGUACGCGAAAAUACUACAAGAUAAGAUAACAAGAAAGGUGGUCAAACAGACUGUCAUGACUAACGUCUACGGUGUUACUUAUGUGGGUGCGACAUUUCAAAUUGAUAAACAAUUAUCACACAUUUUUGAGGAUCGAAAAUACUCGUUGGAACUUUCAAAAUAUCUCACAAAGCAUGUAUUUGCCGCCGUUCGGGAAUUAUUUCAAGGUGCUCAUUUGAUACAAGAUUGGCUUGGUGAGUGUGCUAAAAGAGUAUCGAAAUCGAUCAGACUAGAUGUUGACGAAAAGUCUUUUAAAAAUGGAAAUAAACCGGAUUUCAUGUCCUCCGUAAUUUGGACAACUCCAUUAGGACUGCCGAUUGUACAACCAUAUCGUGAAUUGAGCAAGAAACAAGUUACAACAAAUUUGCAGACUGUGUUCAUCAGCGAUCCAUUCUCAGUCAACCCAAUUAAUGCCAGAAGGCAGAAAGCGGGAUUCCCUCCCAACUUCAUCCAUUCGCUGGAUGCUUCUCAUAUGCUUUUAUCAGCUACUGAGUGUGGUAAACACGGACUGGAUUUUGCUUCUGUUCAUGACUCUUACUGGACACAUGGUUGCGAUGUUGAUCAAAUGAAUAUUUGUUUGAGGGAACAAUUUAUCAAACUUCAUGAAGUUGAUCUGAUCGAAAGGUUGAAGAACGAAUUCGAUGAGCGCUACAAAAAUUAUGUUCAGAUUGCAAGGAUAGACAAGCAUUCAGAACUUGCCAAGAAGAUUCUGAUUGUAAGGAACAAACUAUCAGAAUCUCUCGGAAGACCAGCAACAUUGGCAGAUGAAAUAUACAUGGAAAAAGAGCGAGUUCGGUUAAUGCGGUCUACACAUUAUGAUGAAGUUGAGAGAGGUAGGCAAAUGGUAAGUACGGUUUCAUUAGUUGAAGAACAAGAAGGUCAUGAGGAAUUAGAGUCAAAAAGAGCUGAUAUGUCUACAAUGGUGAUACUGGUUCCACUAAAAUUACCGAGUAUACCCCCAAAAGGCGAAUUUGACGUCAGAGAGCUGAGAAAUAGUAAAUAUUUUUUUUCUUGA